GCAACGUCUUCGCUGUAGCUGUUUUGGCCCGAGGCGCUGCUCACAGGGCGUGCACGGCUGGAGCGCAGGUCCCUGGCCCAAGGCCGCAUGCAGUGCCGAGACGCUCGCGGCCACGGCCCCCGGGGCGACCUCUCCGACGAGGACUACACGGGGAAGCCGUUGGACAAUGAGAUCCUCGAAUGGGCGCAGGAGCCCAGUCGGACGGAGCGCCCGCUCGCUCUUGUCCGCGACAGCUCACCGGAGCCUGGAGCAUGGGAGGACCAAUGAGAGGCUCCGGUCGUGGCUGACGAUACGGCGCGGCAGCCCCAACGUUCUCCAGAGCGAUUUCGAUAUUUUGGCCGAUCCUGAGUUCGUGCCGUGGCGCGAGCUUCGGGAUGGCAAGGGGAAGACGACCCGAAAGACAGCAUGGUACGUUUCGGGGGCCUGUCGUUGCCAAUAUCGCUACGGCAGCGAAAGUGUUGAUCCGCAGCCGAUGCCGGAUUGGUUUCUUGAGCUGGCGCAGCGGUGGUUGGGGGAGAUUUGUGGCGCACACUUGCCGAACAGCGCCAAUCUGAACUACUACGAGAACGGCGCUCAAGCAGUCGGCUGGCAUUCCGACAACGAAAAGCUGUUCGGUGGGCGGUACGGAGACUGCACGAUUUUCUCUGUGUCUCUCGGGGACGCCCGCCGUUUCAACGCGGCCUUGCUCAAAGGCAGCUCCGAGUCCAGGCUGGUUCCUGACCGCGAGAGCCUGUGCAGGGUGGACCUGGGCCACGGAGACAUAUGCACGAUGGAGGGCCUUUUCCAGAAACACUACAUUCACAAGAUCUCGCGCUGCAUCAGAGACCGCGCGAAGCCUCGCAUAAACGUCACGUUUCGUUAUAUCUCGUGCCACGCGCCGGAGUGCCCACUGAACAGCACGACGGCGGCGGCCCUCGCGACAGAGGAGGCAAAGCUUCAGAGGGCACUGAAGAGAGAGGAGGGUCUGAGGGUGGAGCAGGAGAGGCAGCGGAGAAAGGAGCUCUGCCGGGAAGUUCAAGUCAAAGAGCGGGAUCACGAGAGAAGACUGAGGUCCCUGAGAGCGCAACUCGCCGAGCUUGAGCAGCUCAAAGACAAAGCGUGGGACGAGCUGGCCGAGGAGGACGAGGAACGGCUCGAAGGCGAAGUCGGCUUGCGCGCUGAGCUCGCGGAGUUGGAGAAGCAGAGGUCUUGAAAAAGGGAUCUGCUCUGCCUCCCCGAGGAACGAGGAGCGAAGGAGGAGGUAGAAG
Prorocentrum cordatum is the source of this 1247-nucleotide messenger RNA. Lineage: Eukaryota; Dinophyceae; Prorocentrales; Prorocentraceae. The record is from the annotation of a GenBank genome assembly.